UAAAUAUUACCCAUUACUGCUUUAUCUCGUCACUCUCCUCAUUAUGCCUGCGUGUAUCAAGACAAGAAAUGUUGCUAAAACAACUCGUUCUAUCCCUAAUUUUAACCAAUUUAAUUCCUCCCAGUGCCUGUGGCCGAAUUUUAGCCAUAAUGCCAACCCCUUCAUACAGCCACCAAAUCGUCUUCAAUCCGCUCUGGCUCACACUGAACUCAAGAGGACACCACGUCACCUUAUUCACCACUGAUCCGAUCAAAAACGCCAAUUUAUCAAACUUUCGACAAAUCGAUUGGAGCUUCGCUUACCAAUUAUGGCACGAAAAGCACAACGUCAGCGACAUCAUAAGGAACUUCAAUACAAAUUUACUCAAGUGUUUAAACCAAUACGUGGAAAUGAUGAACGACAUCAUCAUACGAGAGCUGGAACAUCCCCAAGUCCAGGAAAUCAUCAAUGACAAAAACGAACACUUUGAUUUGGUCGUCGUUGAGUUUUUAAAUCCCGCAAUGGUGGCUUUCAGUAAGAGAUUUAAUUGUCCGUUUAUUGGAAUGUCCCCAAUGGAUUUGACCAAUUUUGUACAUGAAGCCUUGGGUAAUCCAAUCUCUCCGGCUUUGUUCCCGGAUUUUAUUUCUCACUACGAUGGCGAGAUGAAUUUUUUUGAGCGAGUCCUUAACACGUUCUACUACGUUGGAAGUAAACUCUAUUUCAAGUAUUAUUUUUACCCGAAAAUUGAUGAGAUUAUUAAGGAGUAUUUUGGAGAGGAUGUCCCUCCUUUGGAACAGAUGCAACGCAAUGCCAGCAUGGUUUUUCUGAACACGAACCCAAUUAUUCACAACAUAAGGCCCCUAAUGAGCAACGUGUUAAUGGUAGGUGGGGGAACACAUUUUGAGGGAGAUACUCCCCUACCUGAAGAUAUACAAAAAUUUUUGGACGGGGCUGAAAACGGAGCGAUUUAUUUCAGCCUUGGGACAAAUGUUAAAAGCAAGGAUUUGGACCAAGACACGAAAACAACAUUUUUGCAAGUAUUUUCCGAACUGCCGUAUAAAGUGUUAUGGAAAUUUGAAGACGCAAGCGUUACAACAAAUUCGAAAAUAUUGGUGAAACCGUGGUUACCACAACAACAGAUUUUAAAACAUCCAAAAAUAAAACUCUUCAUUACUCAAGGAGGUCUCCAGUCUUUAGAGGAAGCAAUUUACAACGGAAUUCCCAUUAUUGGGAUGCCCGUCUAUGUUGAUCAGUAUUCCAACGUUAAAAGGGCAAUUCGGAAAGGGAUGGGAAUUAUCCUUGAUAGUAAUAAUGUGGGGAAAGAAAUACUGAAGAAGUCUAUCGAAGAUAUUUUAAAUAAUGAGAAGUAUAAAAAAUCAGCAGAAAAGUUGUCAAUUUUAUUGAAAGAGCAACCCGUUUCUGGGCUUAACCAAACCGUGAAGUGGAUUGAGUAUGUCUUGAAAUAUAAGGGAGCGAAGUUUUUGAAACCAGCUCAAAUCCCAACGUAUCAGUAUCUCCUGAUUGAUGUGUUAACAUUUUUUGUGGCAUUUUUUAUAUUCUCUGCUUAUUUUUCAUUUGUGUGUUUGAAAUUACUUGUCAAGUGUAUGAAAGAAAGACGUAAGGUUAAAACAGUCAAGUUAGAAUAAACUUUUCUUGUUAACAA
Messenger RNA from Tribolium castaneum (red flour beetle), 1642 nucleotides. RefSeq names its product UDP-glucosyltransferase 2. The record is from RefSeq and is a predicted model, not a curated record. Gene Ontology annotation, molecular function: UDP-glycosyltransferase activity. The coding region runs from base 69 to 1625 and encodes 518 amino acids. Lineage: Eukaryota; Metazoa; Arthropoda; Insecta; Coleoptera; Tenebrionidae. The transcript has 4 exons.